UUCAAAUUUAGGUCUAGGAUCAAUUCUGAGUUAAUUUUUGAAGUUUUCUGAGUGUCUAGGGUAUUUCUUUAGAAUGGUGUUUCAGAAACAGUUCUAGAAAAGACUUCUCAGUGGAUUUCAUUUGCUACUUUAUCAAAGGACUGCCAGGAAACUUCAGGAAGUCCUAACUGAGCCGAGAAGACCCUGUUGUAUACAGAGAAGUCCAAAGAAGAAGCAGUGUUGCUGUCCUGCCUGCCUUCACUUCUUGCUAGUGAGUGCAUCUGUCCCUUUGCCGCUGCUGCUGUUGCUGCCGCCACUGCCACCUUCCUUCACUGACAUUGGAACCCAGCUUUUUGUACUUUCCGGUGUGGGCUGAAGACCAGAAGCUGUCCAGGUGUGCUCUGGGCCGUAGGCGCCAGAUUGAAGGGUUCUAGGCUUGUGGGUGGAGCCUCUCCAUCAUGGAGACUGCCAUUGUUGGACUCUCUAGACCGGAUCAGGACCUGGUGAGCUUUGAGGAUCUGGCUGUGAACUUCACCCAGGAAGAGUGGGAUUUGCUGGAUCCUUCCCAGAAGAGUCUCUAUGGAGAUGUGAUGCUGGAGACCUGCAGGAACUUCACUGCCAUCGGAUACGAAUGGGAAGACCAGAAAAUUGAAGAACAUAAUGAAGAUCCUGAAAUAAAUCUAAGUAGGCACGUCAUAUCUCACUCUGAAUAUACACAGUAUGAACAUGAAGAUUAUGAACAGAAGCCACAGGACUCCAAUUUUCUUACAAGUAUUGAAGGAUACACGGAAACUCAGACUUCGAGUGGGCCUUCUGUGUGUGAGGUGUGUUUAAAGACCUUUGGACUGUAUCACCUAACUUAUAAUGGACAUCACAACUAUGACUACAAGGAAGCUGGAGGAAGCCAGACUGAGGAAAAUGAUUAUGAAGGUGAUCAGUGUGAUAAAACUUCCAGUUCCCUUCAAAAACAAGAGAAGAAUCAUACUGGAAAAAAACUCUAUGUGUGUCAAGAAUGCGGUAAAGCCUUUAGGUAUCCCAGUGCCCUCCAAUUACAUGAAAGAAUUCAUACUGGAGAAAAGCCCUAUGAAUGUAAAGACUGUGGGAAAGCUUUUAGAGGUCUCAGUGCCCUUCAUUUGCAUGAAAGAAUUCAUACCGGAGAAAAACCCUAUGAAUGUAAACAGUGUGGUAGAGCCUUCACGUAUCUCAGUGCCCUUCAAUUACAUGAAAGAAUUCAUACUGAGGAAAGACCCUGUGAGUGUAAACAAUGUGGUAAAACCUUUAGAUAUACCAGGGCCCUCAAAUUACAUGAAAGAAUUCAUACUGGAGAAAAGCCCUAUGAAUGUAAGCAAUGUGGUAAAUUCUUUAGAAGUCACAGGACCCUUAAGUUACAUAAAAGAAUUCAUACUGGAGAAAAACCCUAUGAGUGUAAAGAAUGUGGGAAAGCUUUUAGGUGGCUUACUUCUCUGAAGUUACAUGAAAAAAUUCACACAGGAGAAAAACCCUAUGAGUGCCCAGAGUGUGGGAAAGCCUUCAGGUGUCAGGCUUCCUAUCAUAGACAUAAAAUAACUCAUGGUGGAGAAACGUUGUAUGAGUGUAAAGAGUGUGGUAAGUCCUUCAUUUACCCCUCUUUACUUCAAGUGCAUGAAAGAACGCACACAGGUGAAAAGCCCUUUGAGUGUAAGCUGUGUGGGAAAGCUUUUAGAUGUCAAUCUUCGCUUCGGCUGCACGAAAGAACGCACACUGGAGAGAAACCCUAUGAGUGUAAACAUUGUAACAAAGCCUUUUCGAGUUACAAUUACCUUCGAUUUCAUGAAAGAAGCCACACUGGAGAGAAACCCUAUGAAUGCAAAGAAUGUGGGAAAACCUUCACACAUCGCUCUUACCUUCGGUCACAUGAAAGAAGACACACUGGAGAGAAACCGUACCAGUGUGUUCAGUGUGGCAGAUCCUUCAGCCGGCAUAGUUCCUUUAAGAGGCAUCAGUCGGUUCAUGGAGUGGAAAACCCGUAUGAAUGUCAGCAAUAUCUACUUCCUUUAUCUCCAUUUUCUUCAAAUGAAUGAAAGAACAGAUAAUGGCAACAAACUUUGAAUGUAAGCGUUUCCCCCAUUGACAUAAAACCCUUGUGGGAACUAAAGACAGGGAUGAGCCCUUUGUAUGUAAACUGUGUGGCAUAGCUUUUCAGGGGUCAAGGUGUCCUUCAGCUCCAUGAAGGAAUUCACUUUGAACAAAGUUUUUAUUUGUUACUAAUGUGGUGUCACUUGUCACACUUCUUUCAGAGAAGUAAGUUAAUUUCUGCUGGGCAAAUGUCCUGUGAACGUACAGGAUAUGUUUAGUCUUUCAUUUCCCCAUUUGCCUUAAAAUCAUGAAACUCAUAGUGGUGAAAGCCACAUGUUCUCACGUCCUUCCAGCACGUGGAUGAACUCCUGACAGAGAAAGUGUGAGUGCGAGGUGUGUGGACGCCUGUAGAUGUCAUUGCUCCCUCACAUUCCACCAGUGACUUGUAUUGGGAAUAGUUUUCCAAGCAAAAAUGAAAACUGAAGUUUUCGAGGUCACAGCUCUUUCAGAAACUUACAGUGAUAGAUGGGGAGCAGUUCUGUAAGUGUGAGGAUUGUGGGAGCUUAAUGGUUUCUGGGAGACGAACAUUUCCUUUACAGUGACUGCCUGGGGCCUUGUAAAUAACCCCAGUUAAACUUGGUGAUUCCUCUAGCCACACUUGGGUAGAAUCAUUCUUUGUCCCUGUCUUUGGUGCCCUGUCUGGGACAGACAAAGUUCACUCUCUAGGGACUUCUAAAGUUGGGUUGUAUCUGUGUCAGUGUGAAACAUCGAGAAGGAGGGGAGACCAACUUAAAGUCUGUGUUUCUGUGUUGGGUGGGAUUUUGGUUCACUUCAGUUGUCAACUUGAUACACUCUCGAGUCACCUGGGAAAGAAUCUCAGUGCUGAAUUGUCUGGGUUUGGAUAGCUUUUGGGCCCAGCUGUGAGGGAGAACAGAAAGGACAGAAGGAGCAGAGCACAGGCAUUCCUUGCUGUUUGCCUUGGGUCUGUGGAUACAGUGUGACCUGUGUCAACUUCUGCCACUGUGAUUGGCCCACAGUAAUGGAUUGUAACCUGGAACCAUGAACUAAAAUAAACCCUCUCUCCCCUAAAUUGCUUUAGUCAAGGUAUUUUAUUCCUGCCACAGGAAUGAAGCUAAGAGUGCCUGGACCUGUGCACAGCGGGAACAUUUGCCUUGUCUCUGACGUUAGUGUUCACAGCACUGGAGGGGUGCCUUCUGAAGGUGCUGCAUCCAAGGCUAGAGAAUUUUACAGUCCCUGCCGUCAGAAUCAUGCUCCUUGUUGCAGGCACUGGAACAUGUAAUAGGCUGAAGUGGCAGUUUAGCAGCAGCUUAUCCACACAUGCAACUAUUACAGCAAGGAGAGACAUCAGGUACCUGGGUUAGCCUCAUAUUGAGGAAAGGUAGAGAAAUGAGAUGGAAGAGAUGAGGGAUUACAGAUUAAAUCUGUACUUCCCAAAACAAACAAACAACCCAAUUCUUCCUGAGAUCCCAAACCUGGAACCCGUGGAAAGAAUGAAACGAGGAGGUAGAAUGGGGUCACAGUGAGAGAAAUUACCCCUAAGGUCUGAACUUACUAGAAAUAAAAAGCUCUUAACAGAGCAUGGAGGUGGAGGCCUGAGCAGCAGCCUCAUACAGGAGACUGAUAACAUAUGUUCUGCCUCUGAAGGCUUUAAGUUCGAGCAAAUGUUUAAUGGGAAAGUAUAGCUGACAUGGCCAGUUAUGUCCUUAGAAGGUGUGUGUGAUUGUUAGCCCAGCACUGUUGGCAGCUGGAGGCGGCAGAUGAAGCAACAGCAGUGUGGUACAGCUUGAUUUCUGAGACUGUUGAGCCCAGGGAGCUGUCGGGUUGCAGAUGGGAGAAUGUCUGAGCUCUUGACCAGUUAGGACAAGAACCAGCUCUUUCCUACUAAGCCUGGCGAGAAGGUACACAGCAGACUUGUGGCAGCACCCUGGGUGGCAGUGGAGAAUGAUUGGGCGGAACAGGCCUAACUGAGGUAGUGCUAACCUAUAUAUGACAUGGUACCAACAUACUUUUUCUUGAGGUAGGUUUCAUUUUGUGCUGGGGAUGGAACUUGUGACCUCACUCAUGAUUAGCAAGCUAACAAUUGAACUGUAUCCUCAGCUCAGCAUCGAUCAUGUGAAGAAAUGGUAUGAAUGAGUAAUAGAAACACUUGGUACAGGUGACAGAAUCUUCAUGCUUUUGGAUAUUGUUAACAUUUUGUUUAUUGUCCUCUUAACUCCUGACUCCCAGUCCAGCUGGCACUUGUUUGGGCUGUUGGCUUAUGGGCCUUCAGCGACCCUGAGACCCCUGUGUAAAAAGGAUUCUUUUACUUGGUCACUGAGCUAAUGCUAUCCUGUGAGUGUUCCACAAAGUUAGAAAAGCAUCCGCGCAAGCUGAAGCGGUGACAGGCAGAUGGACAUGUGCACAGAGCAGGCACAUGGGAAAUUCUUGGAACUUUUGGUAAAACACAUCUUAGUCUGUUCUGUUGCUGUGAAGAGACUCCAUGACUGACCAUGACAACGGAGCUUGCUUACACCUUCAGAGAUUUAGUCCAUUUUCAUGACCAGAGGCAGGGCAGCAUUCAGGCAGACAUGAUGCUGAAGAAGUAGCUGAGAGUUUUGCAUCUUGAUCCACAGGCAGCAGGCCUGGUGUCCGCUUUUAAAACCUUAAAGCCUACCCCAAUGACAUACUCCAACAAAGCCAGACCUUAUCCUUCUAAUCCUCAAGCCACACCCUGAUUCCUAAGCAUUUGAGUGUAUGAGCCUAUGGUGGCCAUUCUUAUUCAAACUCACAGGUAAUGCAACCAAUGAGAAGAAUCCUCAGCACUAGAGAAAUGAUUGAGCAGUCAGGAGCACCUAUUACUUUUGCUAAGGACCCUAGUUUGGUUCCCAGCACUUAAGUCAAUUGGCUUAUCACUCUCUUCUGGCCUCCAUAGACACCUGCACUCAUUCACAUAACCGUAACCCCACACAAGAGAUGUGCAUAUAUGUAAGUAGAAAAAAAUUCCUCAGUAACCUCUUUGUUCAAAUGUUAAAACAAUGGUUGAAGACUUUAAAUGAAAGUACCCUGUAUGCAUGGAAAAUGUUCCCAGAAGAUAUGUUGGUGAAAAUGCAGUGCCACAGGUGGGCUGCCUUUCUUGGAGUUGUUACCCCUGGAGAACACCCCCAAACACACAGCACAUGCUAUUGCCGGUGCGGUUAGUUGCUCACCAGAACUAGAUGGUAAGGCUCCAUUGCUGAAGAUAUUGCAUGCAUGCUGUGCUUGGUGACUGGAGAACUCAAGCUGAGACUGAGCUGGGAGCUUCAUGGGUGACUAUAGCGGUUGGGCAGGAUGGCUGUUUGGGGUGUCAGAAUAUGUGGCUCCAUGCUGAGCCCUAAGUAAGACAGUGUUCAUGGACACACACUGCUCUCUCUUUCUCUUGGUUCAGGGCACUGGUAGUAUGGAUAGAAACAGUGGAAGAAAAGGAGGAACAACUCAAGUGUUUCUGAGCGUGGCAUUACUAUUUUUCUCUUGAAAAUGGUAACCUGGUCCUGCCUGCCUCCCAAGGAUUUAUAGACAGUUAAUAUUAACUAGGUUGUGGUGGUUAUUGUUAGCCAGAGCCAAGCCAUUUAUAUAAUUCCUCCACUUUUGGUUGAACAAUGAUAAUUCACAUAGUUACAGUCUUUAUUAAAACAUAUACCACAACAUUUCCCCCUUUUUUUGUCUAAAGUAAAAAAGGCUAUGCCUUACAGGAGAUUAUUCAUUCCCCAGCCACCCAGACUCCUGAGAUAAUCACACAGAAAUUGUAUUAAUUAAAUCACUGCUUGGCCUGUAGCUCUAGCUUCUUAUUAGUUAGCUUUAUAUCUUUGGUUAACCCAUUUCUAUUUUGUAUUUUACCACAAGGCUCGUGGCCUACUAGCAAGGUUCCAGCAUGUCUGUCUCUAGUGGCAACUCCAUGGCUUCUCCCUGACUCCGUCUUCUUUCUCCCAGCAUUCAGUUCAGUUUUCUCCGCCUAUCUCUAAUCUGCCCUAUCACAGGCCCAAAACAGCUUUAUUAACCAGUGAUAUUCAUAACAUAUAGAGGGGAAUCCCACAUCAAUAAGUAGUAUGAGAAAAACUAUAUACAGUAAGUACAAUAACUAUAUACAGGCAAUAAAUAUAUCAACAAUGUCUAGUUCGUUUGCGUUUGACAAAUUCAGAGAAAAUGCUCCAUAUCUAUCCUAUCUUGAUGAGUCCAAAAGUUGUACCUAAUUCAUUUUUUAUUCAUAUUUGCAUUACCAAAUUAUCUUUUAAUGUCUCAACCUUUUUUACACGUUACACCUCUUUAGUGAGUUUCUUUUCUAGUCUGGUAAACAAGGAAAAAUUGUAUGUACACUAUAACAACUGUAGUAAAUUGGUUCCUAGUACUAAAGCAACUCAGUUUUUCUAGAUGGUUGAUUUCAUUUCCCUAGGUGUCGCCCAGCAGUGGCCAGCCAGGAGAAAUGUUUGUCCACCAUCAUUGACUACUCACAGGAGUCAACUGUGUGAGCCUGCAAGGGAAGCAACACCCUCCUUCCCUGCCCCUCCUGCCCUGUAAUUGCUUCUCAUUGCAGACUCCUUUCAGGUGUGUGUUGUCUCCUCAGUACAGGCCUGCACUAUAAGUAGCUCUUUCCCUUGUCUUUCCAUUUAUGGCAUUGACUGAAAAUAGCCCUAUAGGCUCAUAUAUAUGAAUGCUUAGUCACCAGGGACUAGGAUUCUUUGAGAGGGUUAGAAGGAUUAAGAGGUGUGGCCUUGUUGGAGGAAGCAUGCCGUUAGAGGUAGACUUUGGAGUUUCAAAAGACCGUAUCAGGCGCAACCUUUGCCUGUUGCCUCCUGUGGGUCAGGAUGUACCUCUCAGCUACUGCUCUGAAGGCAUGUGUGCCACCUUGCUCCCACCAUGGUAAUGGACUAAGCCUCUGAAACCAUAAGCCAUCCCUGAACUAAAUGCUUUCUUUUGUAAGAGCUGCCGUGGUUGUAGUGUAUCUUCGCAGCAAUAAAGCAGUGACCUAAGACACCACCUUCCAUUUGAUGUUCCUCUACUCCUUUCCCUGAUCCUCACCCUCUUGGUAGUCCUGGUCCCAUGGAGUGAGACCACUAGAGACUAUCUUCACUGCUUUCCUGGAUGUACAUUGCUGAGUCAAUCUUGGGUUAGUGUGGUAAUACAUCCCCUUCUCAGGAAACUUCCUUUCUGGUCAUUCAACAGAUACCUAUCAGAAAUCUUGAUGUUGGGUGGGAAAGUCAUUCUGAACUGUUACUCUCUGCUAGAGGAGCAAUGAAGACAUUUCUGCUCCUGAAGUACUGUUUUAUUGAGCAGGGCUGUUGGUGGGUUCACAGACAUAGCUAGAUCAUCCUUGCUCCCCUCCAUCACCAACAAAUAAUAGUGGGCAUUGGAUCAAUGAGCUGCACUGGUAGGUACUACUCACAUGUGCCAGUUUGUUAAAGGGGAAAUGAGCUAACAGGAAAAAUGUCAGUUAACCCUUGCCUGUAAGUACUUUACUCAAGUCCAAAUGUAAUAGCAAUUAUGACACUUGAUCUGUAUUUUAAGACCUGAAAACUUUUGGACUUUACGUGAAUAAUAUGAAAUCAGAAUACAGUAAGUAUAAAGAAUGACCUGUGCUUUUAGGAAAUACCCACUGUAGACAGUUAGAUGGCCUGUACAUAAUGAUUACUAAAGAUUAAUGGUGCCCUGCAGUAGACACCCUAAAGAAGAAAAAGCUUUCCAAUUUAUAUCUCAACAGAAAAUUGCAUGAAGUUCACACAGUAUACCAGAUGUAGAUUUCUGAAUCAUGGGAGGACUGGUCUUCACUUCCCCAGAAGACAUCUCAAUGUAACCAAUCCACAACUAGUAUUUUGGUGGCCCUCAUCUUCAGGUCAGUCCAGUCCACCAUUCAGACCCCAAUAAGGUGGCUCCAAACACAACACACAAAUAUAAUUAUGGGGAAAACAGUGUGUGGCUUGGAGCCAAAGGCUUAGUGGUAGAGUACUUGGCAGCAAGUGAAAAGUACUGGAUUGGAUCCUCACUACUAGAGGGGAGAAAAUCUAGCCUUAAGGAAAUAGAGUCAUCAUGGCAGUGAACUCCUGUAACAGGAGGAGGAGAGGGCCUGCUUUUUGUCCCAGCUGCCUGGCUAGCUUACACCCGAAAUAACCACACAAAAAUUGUAUUAAUUAAAACACUGCUUGGCCAUUAGCUCUAGCCUCCUAUUAGCUAACUCUCACAUCUUGAUUUAACCCAUUUCUAUUAAUCAGUAUAUAACCAUGAGGUCGUGGCUUACCAGGAAAGAUUUAGCAUGUCUGACCUGGCGUCUCCAAGGCAGCUCUCUCUUACUCUGCUUUCUUCCUCCCAGAAUUCAGUUCUAUCUUCUCCGCCUACCUAAGUUCUGCCCUAUCAGGCCAAGCAGUUUCUUUAUUGAUUAACUAAUGAAAGCAACACAUAGAAAGAAGGACCUCCUACACCAAACUCUUGUAAUACCAACAUUUGGAAAAUGAAGUCAGGAGGAUUGGAAGUUCAAGGACAUUUGAGGUACAAGAGGAGUUCAACAGCCUAGGUUUCAUGACACCCUAUUUGAACAUACCCUGCCUCACUCAAAUGUUUUCUGUAGAUAGACAAUAGGCUCACACUUGUGAUGCCAGCAUUCAGAAUGUUGAGGCAAAAUCAUUGUAAAUGGAGACAGCUCAUUUGUUUACUGGCCGCCUAGACCCAAAUAAUAACACAGAAAUUAUAUUAAUUACAAUACUUUUUGGCCAAUAGCUUAGGCAUAUUUUUAGCUAACUCUUAUAUCUUAAAUUAACCCAUUUCUAUUAAUAUGUGUAUUGCCACGAGGCUGUGGCUUACAGUGCCAGCAUGUUACUCCUUUGGCAGCUACAUGGCAUCUCUAUAUCUCUGUUUGGAUUUCCUGCCUGGCUUUACUCUAAGCCAUCGGCCGAAACAGCUUCUUUAAUAACCAAUAGUGAUAAAACAUAUUCAUAGCAUACAGACGGGAUACAUUAGAUCGCAGACUCAUGUAGUGGGAGCUGCGGGCCUCUUCCCACAGCCCGGCUCAUGGCUGCCUGGCUAGCUUAUGCCCCAAAAUAACGACACACAAACUCUAUUCUUUUAAACACUGCUUGGCCCAUUUCUAUUCAUUUGUGUAGCACCCCAAGGUGUGCUUACCGGGAAGAUUCUAGCCUACGUCCAUCCUGGGUUGGAGUUUCAUCAUGUCUGCUUUGGAGAGGAGAGCAUGGCGUCUGUCUCUGAGAGGAGCUGCCCUGCAUCUGAGCUCACUUCCUCUUCCUCCCAGCAUUCUAUUCUGUUUACUCCACCCACCUAUGUUUGAACCUAUGAGGGCCAAGCAGUUUCUUUAUUACUUAACCAAUGAAAUCAACAGAUUGAUAUAUGACACUCCCACAUCAGACUCAAGCUUAAGACCAGCCUGGGGUACACUGAGUUGUGGUACAACUGCUGUAGUACAGUAUAAGAUCCUGUCUCAUAAAAUGAGGUGUGUGUGGGGGGAAUUAAAAAGAUCAAAAUAGAAAGCCAACAGAAUUCCUGUCAAUCAGUGAAUAAUGAAAUAGAGUAUAGUUUAAAUCAAAGACGUGAUCAUUUACCUGCAUUUACUUUAGAUCUGUACUUCAAAUGAGUUACAUGGAAUAAUCACCAAGAUAAGUCUCCUUCUGCAUCACAGAUAUAAAAGAGUGGUAUACACACUAAAGUUUGGUCUAAGAUCCUAGUCAAAUAAGAAAUGGGAACAACCGCAAAUAACUAGAAAUUAAACUACAGAGUUUAAGUCACAUGGUUUAAAGAAAUAUCUCUAAGGAUAAAUAUAAAUACUUCAAGAACAGUGAAAAAAUAUAUUUUAUAUAAAAAAGAAUAAAUUUUAUUCAAAUUCAUGGUGUGCUGCACAAGUGAGGCAAGCAUGCAUAGAAAAUAGUUUACCAAUUUGGGAACAUACUUGAUUUGAACUGUGUACAUGACCCUCCUUAUAAAUCACUGGGAAGCCUGAGAGUCUGACCUCCAUGCACUGUGCACACAGUGCUCUCUACACAAGAAACCUGACAGCCUCUUAACAGCUGCUUUGUUUACAGAAUUGCUAAGGACCUAGAGGAGCUCACAAUAUGCCUCCUGUGUGCAAGUCUCCAUCACAGACGGGUAGAUCUUCAGCUCACUGUGUCUUGACGAGGAGCAGGACAUGUGGGCCAAUUCUCUCCAGGGAUGGAGAAUUUUUGCUAAGGUACUCCACUGUUAAAACACAGGCCUAGGGCUGGAGAGAUGGCUCAGAGGUUAAGAGAACUGACUGCUAUUCUGGAGGUCCUGAGUUCAAUUCCCAGCAACCACACAAUGGCUCACACCGAUCUAUAAUCAGGAUCUGUGCCCAGAACACUAUAUACAUAAUAAAUAAAUUUAAAAAACCACAGGCCUGCCCCUAAAGGACAGCAGUCGGUUUUAAAGGCCAGAUUGCAAUGCUCAGGCCACACAUUCCUGCAGUUGUCUCUGGGACACAGAGUGAAGAAGCUGUCUGUGCUGGGAAUCCAUAGCUUGAAACAUAUUGGGCUUUUGUAAGUUUUGGGAAGCUGGUGGGAAGCGUCACAUAGAUUCUUUUCAAUAGUGUACUUGACAAAGAGCAUAGAAGAGCCAGGUGCCAUAGUUAAGAGCCUCCAGGUCACAGCACAAGGACAUCAAGUAAUCAAUUACUAUCCUGUUAAGGAACAGUUCCAUUUUCUAACAGUGUGUUGAGGCCAGUUGGGCUAAAUGAGCCCUUGUCUCAGGAAAAGGAAAUGAGCCCGUGUGAUGGUACAGGCCACUAAUGUCAGCACUGGGGAGACAGAAGGAGGUAAUCUCUGAGAAUUUGAGACCAGCAUGGUACAUAAAGUGAGCUUCAGGCCAGCCAGAACUACCCAGUUUGCAAAAGAAAAAGGAUGCAGGAACUCUAAUCCAGCCAGGUAUGGCAGCACAGGAGGGAUCCAGCCAUGCCUCACUCAAGCCCUGGUUCCAGCUGCUUCAGGUAUUAGAAACAAAAGGCUGAUGUUGGUUCAUUUCCACCUUGCUCUACAGCAAGCACAGCCUGACUACGGACCUCAAGGAGGAUUUGAAUUAUGAUCUUACCCCUGAUCUACUCAUCCCAACCUUAGGGACCUCAAGUUACCGAUCCCUCACAGUACAUCCAUAUAUUACCCUAAACACUGACUCCAUAGAGGAAAUGCUGAAAGUAAGAAACUCCCUCCCUUUAUUUAGUUGGCAGCUCCACAGGUUUAUAACCAGAGCUGGAUUCAGCCCACUCCACUGCACUCAGGGACAGCAUUGAUUUAUCUUUUACCUGAAGCUGGCUCAUUGUCUCUAGUGAACAUGGAGAAAAUGUUUUUUCCCCUAUGAAUGGCAGGGUCUACUUCAAGAGGAGAAGCAGAGAGACCCAGUGGCCCUCUCCAAGUCCUUGUUCUGGGUCCCCACAAGAACUUUAGUUUUAUUUAUUUAUUUAUUUAUUUAUUUAUUUAUUUAUUUAUUUAUUUGAGACAGGGUUUCUCUGUAGCUUUGGAGCCUGUCCUGGAACUCCCUUUGUAGACCAGGCUGGCCUCAAACUCACAGAGAUCCGCCUGCCUCUGCCUCCCAAGUGAGAACUUUAGUUUUAAAUAGAGGGCAAAAUGUAUGCACACCACACAGUCCCUGUCAAGGAUGGUGCCACCCACUAUUGCCUCAGCUGCAGUCUUCCUACAGUGUGUUCUUCUGAGCCUCUCUAUUGAGGGGUGUCCACCAUAAAAGGCUGCUUAGACACAGGUUUAAGCCAACAAAAAGUUUUUAUUAGCUGGCCGGUGACCCCACUGGGCGUUCAUCAUCCUAGUGCCUAGGCCUUUAUCAGGGUGAGCUUUUAAGCACAAAAACAUAUCCUGGGUUUACAUACUUCAGUUAAGAGGAACAGUCAGACAGAAGCAGAACUACAGAAGCCAAAAAAAAAAAAAAUAAGGUUAGUCAUUUAGAGACUUUCCUAGAACUCUAGACUUCAGGCUUUUGUUUUGCUAUGUGUUGUGAUAGGAGCGGCGGGGCUGUGUCCCGCCACCCGGUUAGCUUUACCCAAAAUAAUUACACGGAAACUGUAUUCUUUUAAACACUGCCUGGCCCAUUAGUUCCAGCCUCUUAUUGGCUA
Messenger RNA from Chionomys nivalis (European snow vole), 12139 nucleotides. Its product is annotated as zinc finger protein 709-like. The transcript has 5 exons. Gene Ontology annotation, molecular function: DNA-binding transcription factor activity, RNA polymerase II-specific; RNA polymerase II cis-regulatory region sequence-specific DNA binding. Lineage: Eukaryota; Metazoa; Chordata; Mammalia; Rodentia; Cricetidae. Gene Ontology annotation, cellular component: nucleus. The record is from RefSeq and is a predicted model, not a curated record. Gene Ontology annotation, biological process: central nervous system development; regulation of transcription by RNA polymerase II. The coding region runs from base 438 to 2039 and encodes 533 amino acids.